Molecule: messenger RNA, 216 nt
Organism: Pestalotiopsis fici W106-1
Lineage: Eukaryota; Fungi; Ascomycota; Sordariomycetes; Amphisphaeriales; Sporocadaceae
Exons: 3
Coding region: 1-216 (71 amino acids)
Biological process (GO): vacuole fusion, non-autophagic
Molecular function (GO): endopeptidase inhibitor activity
Source: RefSeq, a predicted model, not a curated record
AUGCCUAGCUACAUUGUCACCUGUAAGGACGACGCUUCCCCUGAGCAAGUCGCUGCUGCCAAGCAGCACGCCAAGGACCAGGGCGGCAAGAUUACACACGAGUACAGCCUGAUCAAGGGCUUUGCCGUCGAGUUCCCCAAGGACUCUGUCCAGACUCUCGAGAGCCACGAGCACGUCAAGGCUGUCGAGGCCGACCAGGAGAUGAAGACUCAAUAG